Molecule: messenger RNA, 1902 nt
Organism: Acaulospora morrowiae
Lineage: Eukaryota; Fungi; Glomeromycota; Glomeromycetes; Diversisporales; Acaulosporaceae
Source: the annotation of a GenBank genome assembly
AUGAAGGGAAAAUGUGUUCGCAUAGGAUGUUAUGGUGCAUUUUGGGGUGACUCGGUGUCUGCAGCGUAUCAAUUGGUUAAGGAAGAAGGCCCGAAGUUGGAUUAUUUGGUUGCUGACUAUCUUGCUGAGGUGACAAUGGGUCUUCUGGCUCGCCGCAGGAACCCGAGAUUAUCUAAGGAGAGAAAAGACUUGGGGGGUGCGGGCGAAGGUGGUUACGUUGCUGAAUUUAUAACCUUAGUUCUCCAGGGACUUUUGCAAGAUAUUGUUAAGCACAAUAUUAAGAUCGUUACAAACGCUGGAGGAUUGGAUCCCUUGGCAUGCAAGUUGGCAAUUGAGAAAAUUAUAAAAGAAAAAAAUAUCGAAGAAGGAAAAAUCGUCGUCGCUGCGAUUACGGGUGAUGACAUCAUGAAUCAAAGAAAUGUGGAAAAGGAUAAUUUUCGUGAAUUUAGUCAUAUCCACGGUAAUAAAGAAGAUGCAGAAUCUUACCCCGAUGACAAAAAAGAGAUCAUUUCACUCAAUGCAUAUCUUGGAGCUGUCCCAAUUGCACAAGCAUUGAACACAGGCGCUACUAUAGUGGUCACCGGCAGAUGUGUGGACAGUGCUUUGGUUCUGGGUCCCUUGAUUUAUGAAUUUGGGUGGAAUCCUUAUAGUGAUUGGGAUAGACUAGCAUCUGGAUCGUUAGCUGGGCACAUUUUAGAAUGCGGUUGUCAAGCUACUGGAGGAAAUUUCACAGAUUGGGAGCAGAUCGUCUUUACCCCCAAUGGAGGAUGGUCCAAUAUGGGUUAUCCUAUCGCGGAAUGUUUCCCAGAUGGUAACUUUGUAGUGACAAAACCAAAAGAGACCGGUGGACUUGUGACGCCGGCAACAGUCGGUGAACAAAUGUUAUAUGAGAUAAUGGAUCCAGGCUCCUAUAUACUACCUGAUGUAAUUUUAGACAUGAGAAAUGUAAAAUUGAAACAAUUAAGUGAAAAUAAAGUGUUGGUUAUGGGAGUGAAAGGAAGACCCCCAACGAAAUUCUUAAAGGUCUCUGGAAUCUAUGCAGACGGCUAUAAGAUGACGAGAUCUUUGGUCAUUGGAGGAAUUGACGCGCGGAAAAAGGCAGCUGCCGUAGGAAGCGCGAUUAUUUUACGAGUGCGCUCCUUACUAAGAAGACUUGAAAUGGCGGAUUUCCGUGAUGUUAAUGUCGAAAUAUUGGGAGCCGAACAUACUUAUGGGCCCCAUGCCAGAACUCGUGAUACACGCGAAGUUGUCCUGAAUAUAACGGUCCAUCAUGAUGACGCACGUGCGCUGAAACACUUUUCAAUGGAGCUUUCUCCUGCCGCUACGUGUAUGGCACCGGGAAUAACUGGAGGUGGAAUGGGUCGACCUCGCCCCUCUCCGCUUCUUGUACAUUUCUCGUGUCUUGUUCCAAAGGGCAAUGUUCCAUCGGUUGUCACGGUGGGAAAGAAUCACUCCUUGACCAUACCGUUCAACAUCCCUAAUCACGAUGAAAGUGAGAUACCCCCACCAUUACCACAAAUUCGGUACAAUAAAGGGGACGAGGAAAAUGUCGGAAAUGAUACGUUAAUAAAAGUACCAUUAAUAAGAUUAGCAUGGGGUCGAAGUGGGGAUAAAGGAGACACCUGUAAUAUUGGAAUCAUUGCUCGGGAGCCCAAGUAUCUUCCGUACAUAAAAAGAACCCUAACAGAAGAAACUGUCAAAGAAUAUAUGUCACAUUUGUGCAAAGGCAUGGUAAAAAGGUAUGAGGUGCCCGGUAUUAAUGGAUUGAACUUUGUCUUAACCAGAUGCUUAGGAGGUGGAGGGUUAAGUUCUUUGCAUAUUGACGGACAGGGUAAAACAUAUGCUCAAAUGCUAUUAAAUAUAAAAAUUGGUAUACCGCCGGAAUGGUUUGCAAAACUUUGA